UUAUAUACAAAAUAGGGACUUUUACGUGUACAAGGAAGGCCUGCUAUUUCAUAUGAUGAUCAAGGGCUUGUUUUUGCAAUUGCCUUUGGAGGAUACAUAAGAAUGUUUGAUGCUCGCAAGUAUGAAAAAGGUCCCUUUGAGAUCUUUUCUGUUGGGAGAGAUAUUUCUGAUGCAAAUACAAUGAAAUUUAGUAACGAUGGGAGACUCAUGCUUUUAACAACUGCAGAUGGGCAUAUUCAUGUUCUUGAUUCAUUUCGUGGUACACUUUUAUCAACAUAUAAUAUCAAACCUGUCUCGUGCAACUCCACGUUAGAAGCUUCUUUCAGUCCAGAGGGAAUGUUUGUAAUAUCAGGUAAGCACUUUUUACAUCAAUGGAAAAUUGUCAGUUCAUGAUUCACUUGUUCGUGC
Molecule: messenger RNA, 408 nt
Organism: Arachis ipaensis
Lineage: Eukaryota; Viridiplantae; Streptophyta; Magnoliopsida; Fabales; Fabaceae
Source: RefSeq, a predicted model, not a curated record